Closterium sp. NIES-67 is the source of this 2822-nucleotide messenger RNA. The record is from the annotation of a GenBank genome assembly. NCBI's taxonomy places the organism in Eukaryota, Viridiplantae, Streptophyta, Zygnematophyceae, Desmidiales, Closteriaceae.
AUUCUGAUGUAUUUCAGAUUCUGUAUUGCCUUGUUUCUGUCAUGGCUUCCUGGAGUUCCUGAUCUGUGAGGUGGUCGUAUCAAGUAUCAGAAACUCCGUUAGCAAGCGGAUUUCGUAGUUAUCUUGUUGCUGGCUUUCCUGGAUUCCUGAAGUUCCACAGAUUUGCCGGAUAAUUUCCAGCGCAUCAGUCGUACAAUCCGGCAUAGUACCUGCCGUCUCAUAUCCUGCAUCACUCAGCAUAUCCCCUUAUAUUAGCAAAGAAACUUCAUCCCGCGUAAAAUCCGGCGUAACAUUCGCCAUGAAUGCUCAGGCGAGCCUCCUCAAGCCGCCUGCGAGCAGUCUCGCCGCGGCGACAACUGGCAGAUCCGGAUUCGUCAGGAGUUGUUUGUCAGCAAAUACAGGCACUGCUUUCUUCAAGGAGCUCAUUCCGGCUUUCCAGGGCAUGCGUGGCUCGAGAUCCGAUUCCACCGUCCCCCCAUCCUCCCAGCCUUGGACCUCCUGGCGACAUACCUCCGUUACAAGAACACUCGCGUCCGCCACUCCCGCUAGCAGCACAUCCGUCCCUGCGUCACAAGUGAAGGUCGGAACCGGCUCGCCUUCCCCUCUAGGCCCGUCUCUCGUGGAAAAGCGCGCCAAGCCAGAAGGCUACAGCCGGGACUCCCUGCCUGCUCGAGGAACUGUCAACUUCGCUCUUUUCUCCAAGCACGCUACAGCCGUUACUCUUUGCCUUUUCCUGUCUGGCAAACAGGGCUCGCCUCCUGACCUCGAGAUUGCCCUGGAUCCCAGCAGUCAACGAACGGGCGACAUCUGGCAUGCUUCUGUGGAGAACGUUCCUCUCUGCGGCAUGCUCUAUGCCUACAAGGUGGACGGCCCUAAGGGGUGGGGAGAGGGCAACCGAUUUGACCCGUCGGUGCUGCUGCUAGACCCCUACGCGCCUCUGGUGGACGGGAGGAGGCGUUUUGGGGAUCCUAGCCAACGGAUGGCUCGGAUGUACGGCACGUUUGACUUUGAAUCUGAGCCGUUCGAUUGGGGGGAGGCAGAAGCAAAGAGGGAGCCGAUUCCGGAGAAAGACGUGAUUAUAUAUGAGAUGAAUGUGCGCGCUUAUACUGCAGAUCCUUCAAGUGGGAUCGAUAAGGGGCGGCGAGGAAGCUUCUCUGCUGUUGCAGACAAGGCGCAGCACCUGGUGGAGCUGGGAGUGAACGCAGUGGAGCUGCUGCCCAUCUUUGAGUACGAUGAGAUGGAAUUCCAGCGGCGACCCAACCCGCGUGACCACAUGGUUAACACGUGGGGCUACUCCACAGUCAACUUCUUCGCGCCCAUGUCUCGCUAUGCCUCCAACGAGGGUGGCCCCGUGGCAGCAGCUCGGGAGGUGAAGGAGAUGGUGAAGCGGCUGCAUGCAGCGGGGGUGGAGGUGAUCCUAGACGUCGUCUAUAAUCACACCAACGAGGCGGAUGAUACCUUUCCGUACACUACUUCAUUCAGAGGCAUAGAUAACAAGACGUACUACAUUGUGCAGCCCAACAGCUACGUGCAGCUGGCCAACUAUGCGGGGUGCGGCAACACGCUCAACUGCAACCACCCCGUGGUGAUGCAGAUGGUGCUGGACAGCCUGCGACACUGGGUGCAGGAGUACCAUGUGGAUGGUUUUCGAUUUGACCUGGCUAGUGUCUUGUGCCGAGGGACGGAUGGGGAGCCACUCGUAGCGCCUCCACUCAUUCGGGCAAUUGCCAAGGACGAGGUUCUCUCCAAGUGCAAGCUCAUUGCCGAGCCCUGGGACUGCGGCGGUCUCUACCAAGUGGGCAGCUUCCCCAACUGGGACAGGUGGGCGGAGUGGAAUGGCAAGUACCGAGACGACGUGCGCAAGUUCAUCAAGGGAGAUGAGGGAAUGAAGGGCCCCUUUGCCACUCGAUUGGCUGGAUCUGCAGACAUGUACCAUGUGAACCAGCGCAAACCUUACCACAGCAUCAACUUUGUCAUCGCCCACGAUGGGUUCACGCUAAGGGACCUGGUGUCAUACAACCUCAAGCACAAUGAGGCGAAUGGGGAGGAGGGAAGGGACGGCAGCAAUGACAACUACAGCUGGAACUGUGGGGCGGAAGGUCCCACGCAGGACGAGGGGAUUAUUGCGUUGAGGAACCGGCAAAUGAGGAACUUCCACCUGGCGCUCAUGUUAUCGCAGGGCACCCCUAUGAUGCUGAUGGGGGAUGAGUAUGGGCACACACGCAAUGGCAACAACAACAGCUAUGGCCAUGACACUGCGCUCAACCAUUUCCUCUGGAACCAGUUGGAGCAGAACCGCUCGUCUCUCUUCCGCUUCACAGCAGCGGUCAACCGCCUUCGCUCCUGGCACCCAGCCCUGGGCCAGGCCAACUUCCUCUCACCUGGGGACAUCACCUGGCAUGAAGACAACUGGGACAACUAUGAGAGUAGAUUCCUUGCCUUCUCCUUGCACGACGUCUCUGGGAUGUGUGGCGACCUGUAUGUGGCAUUCAACGCUCAUUCCUUUGCUGUGGGCGCUGGUCUACCUCCCCCGCCCCCUGGUCGCCAAUGGGUUCGCUUGGCUGACACCAACUUGCCGUCCCCACGUGACAUUGUCGAUGACCUUGAGACGAUUGCAACCAAUGGCCGUGUAAUCAGUGGCACUUACAACGUUGCUCCGCAGUCUACCAUAGUGCUUCUUGCUGCUAAGGCGUAAUUAGAGGUUUUGAACGAAGAGUAUAUUCUUGUCACUUGAAGUGUUCACUAAUAAACUCCUCCAAAUGAGGCGGAGUUUAACGCACAGUAUUGCUGAAAUGGACGGCAGGGAUUGAUGCCCGAACUUC